ACAAAGCCAAUCAGAAACGGCCACCAGCCACCUGCAGGAAGUUGGCCGUCCAUUUAUCUCCUCCCUUCUUCGGCUGAAGUCAGAUAACAGACCCAGCAGUUGGAUCCAGUGUCAGCUGGUCACCAGUCCGACCUGAUGGGCACCAAAACACUUUAACGGUCCCCUGCGCAGCCCUGGAACCCUCUUUGAUUUGGGAAGUUAGAAAAGUAACUCAGCUUCAGAGUUGGGGCACACGGAACACUCUGGAUCGAAGACUUUAGGUCCUGUUAGACUUAGUCUGGAAGAGACGGGGAGACGCGCACACCACCAUGAGCGUCCCGCUUUACGCACCGACCCCCAUCCAGCCGGCUCACCCGACCCCCUUCUACAUCGAGGACAUCCUGGGGAGGACUGCCUCGGCCACCAUCUCUUCUUCGUCCUCCUCGUCCUCGUCCUGCUCCACACCGGUGAUCCCCACGCCGACACUCCCGUCAGCGAACUCCUCCUUCACCAGUCUGAUUUCUCCCUACCGGACACCGAUUUACGAACCCACGCCGAUCCACCCGGUGCUGUCCCACGCCGCGCUGACUGCGACGUACGGUCCCGUUGGAGCCUUCAGCGGCUCCAUGUACCCGUUCCACCCGCCGCAGCACCGCUCCAUGGGGGAGUACGCACAGGCGCUGCUCCGGCAGGACCCCCUCGGAAAGCCCCUGCUGUGGAGCCCGUUUAUCCAGCGGCCUCUGCACAAAAGAAAGGGAGGCCAAGUCCGGUUCUCCAACGACCAGACCGUCGAACUGGAGAAGAAGUUCGAGACGCAGAAAUACUUGUCCCCUCCAGAGAGGAAACGCCUGGCUAAGAUGCUCCAGCUCAGCGAGAGACAGGUUAAGACCUGGUUUCAAAACCGACGAGCCAAGUGGAGGAGAUUAAAACAGGAAAAUCCUCAGUGUGGGAAGAGGGAGGUGGAGGAUGACGGUGCGCUCGGGAGGAGCUGUAAAGCAGAUAAAAUGACAGAGCAAGUGGGGAUCCAGAGCAUGGAGCACCGGCAGGCAGGCCCAACCCCCCAGCUGACCCCGGGGGGGCACCAUGUGCACUCUGGGUCUGCGCAGUCCCCCACAGAUCUGGACUCUGAUGUGUCCGAUGAUUCGGACCAGGAACUGGAUAUAGAAAACAACAGUGAGUUAACACUAAAGCCAUAAUUGUGCAGCAUAGGUCAACUGGAUCCUCCUCAGCAUUCCGUCUGGAUGAUAAACACCGCUGGAGCCUUGGACAGCGUCCUGUUUCCAAAACUAGGUCUGUUUGCUUUCCUGGGAAGUAAGAAUGUGGAAAUAACAUUAAAUAAAAAGUUGUCGUAAAGAGACUUAACCGGGAAUUGGGAAUUGUCUUCACAUUUGGGACCAGAUCUUUUUACCUUGCUUGAUCCCUAGUGAUGGCUAAAUGCUGCACUGUGCAGCUCUGUUAUCUAGACAGGGAUAUAUGGAACAUUCAGUCCCUUCUUCUCUUCUUUACUCGCCUCUUGUAUAUAUGAUGUAUAGUACUUUUUGGGUUGUAUCAGUACUGACUGCUACUGCCAGAUGAUCAAUGUAAAUAUGUGGUAUUUCCAUCCUUCUUUUGGUAUGUAUUUUCAGAUUGUGUUAUUCAAAGAAAUAAUCCAUAGAGCAUAGAAAGUGUUUUGUUUUGUCAUGUUUAAGGGAUUGUUUCAUGACCAGAAUAAAGACAUUUUAACACACAUUCA
Messenger RNA from Fundulus heteroclitus (mummichog), 1711 nucleotides. It is a transcript of the gene hhex, whose product is annotated as hematopoietically expressed homeobox. Gene Ontology annotation, biological process: regulation of transcription by RNA polymerase II; cell differentiation. Bases 309 to 1175 code for a protein of 288 amino acids. Lineage: Eukaryota; Metazoa; Chordata; Actinopteri; Cyprinodontiformes; Fundulidae. Gene Ontology annotation, molecular function: DNA-binding transcription factor activity, RNA polymerase II-specific; RNA polymerase II cis-regulatory region sequence-specific DNA binding. The record is from RefSeq and is a predicted model, not a curated record. The transcript has 4 exons.